AUGUUUGCCUAUGACCGUUUGGCACUCGAUCUGGCAGUCUUCAACUUGAAAGAUGUUGAUUCGGGAAAUUCGUCGUCAAGUGAGAGAUCAUCACCUCCAACACGUAUUAUGUCACAGGCUCAAAAUAUCAACGAUGAGUCAGGAAGCAGUGGAUACGGUAGUCCGACACGAACACCUCUAGCAUCACCGUCGAAUGAUAUAUUCAGCUCUGUUCUUCCACUCCAAGUUCAGCGAGCAUUUUCUGCCCAGAGCCCAGAAGAUAUUGCUCGUCAUUUUGGAGUUUCACCUAGUCCACAAACGGUGAAACCUGUUCCAGAAGUUUCUCAACAAACUCAAACUCAAGCUGCUCUCAGUGCUGCUCAAGCUCUUGCUGCUGAAGACGGAUUCUCUUUGGCUGAAAUUGCUGGAUUCGCUGAGCUUUUGUCUUCUCCAAAGAAGACACCUCCGCCACGUUACCAAUGCCACAUUUGUUAUGCGACCGGACAUCAUUAUAUCUCGGAUUGUCCACAACGCUUCAAUUCUCCGUAUGAUGAAUUGACACCAUACCAAGGCAGAAAGAAGUGUUACGGAGAGUUCACAUGCCAGCUUUGCAAACGCAAGUGGAACAGUCAGAACAGUGUUGCCAACGAACCGCAAAGUUGCAUCAAGUGCCACGUUCCAGUUUUCCCGCAUAAACAACUUCCAGUCGAAAAAGCAGUGACUCUAGGACUCAUUAAGGCUCAAAACGUGACCAAGGUUGCUCCAAUUGGACAUGGAAGACCUCCAGCAAGAAAACAUGAAGAGUCACGACGUCACUGA
Messenger RNA from Caenorhabditis remanei, 798 nucleotides. RefSeq lists its product as uncharacterized. The record is from RefSeq and is a predicted model, not a curated record. Lineage: Eukaryota; Metazoa; Nematoda; Chromadorea; Rhabditida; Rhabditidae. The transcript is spliced from 6 exons. Bases 1 to 798 code for a protein of 265 amino acids.